This is a messenger RNA of Mauremys reevesii (Reeves's turtle), 1130 nucleotides long. RefSeq names its product suppressor APC domain containing 1 (gene SAPCD1). Bases 1 to 1038 code for a protein of 345 amino acids. The transcript is spliced from 6 exons. The record is from RefSeq and is a predicted model, not a curated record. NCBI's taxonomy places the organism in Eukaryota, Metazoa, Chordata, Testudines, Geoemydidae.
AUGACCUCCCUGGUUGCCUCCCCUCCCCCCGCUGCCCCCGAGGACCCUGCCCCGGGCCUGGCCCCACGGCUGCCCCGGUCCUUCCUCCGCAGCCUCCGGACCCUGUUCGAGAUCCUGGACGAGCAGCGGCGCGGGGCCGUGCACCUGUCGGAGAUCGAGAGCCGCUGGGGCCGGGGGGGCCCGGGCCUGAGCCCCCCGGGGGGGGUGCAGCACGAGCGCCUGCCCCCGGGGGUGCUGCCCGCCCUGCAGCAGGUGGCGGGGCCCAGCGGGGGGUUUCUGAGCUUCCCCCGCCUGGUGGCCGGGCUGAGAAUCGCGCUGCUCCAGGACCGGGACGGGGAGCAGGAGCCUGGGCCGGAGCCGGCUGAGACCGGACACAGCUCGGCGCAGGAGGGGCCGAGCGGGGCCCAGACGCGUGAGGGGGAGCCGAGGGGCGUGACCCGAUCCCGCAGCAUCAACAGCUCCCUGAGCCAGGCCGGGCGGCCCCGGAGCCUCCGCGUCCAGAAGGAGCCGCGACGCCACACGAUCACCCACGGCAUCGACUACGGGGCGCUGCAGCGCAGGCAGGCGCGGGAGCGGGAGCGGGACGCGCUGCUGCAGGGGCUGGAACUGGCCGAGCGCCUGCGGGGCUGGUACCGGCGCCACCUGCUGGAGGCCCAGCGCAGGCAGGAGCAGGUGGGGGCGGAGCCGGAUUAUUUCCCGGAUUCGUGCCCCAAUCAGAGCUGCCUCCUGCUGGCCAAGAUCCAGGAGGUGAAUCUUGGGCUGCGAAACCUACUGGCCAGCCCUGGAAAGGCUGACCCUCCCCCCUGCUUCUCCUCCAGCCGGUUUGGGGUCCCCCUCUUCCAAACAGGGAAGCAGCAGGAAUUUCAGCAGCAAGCGGUGAACGUGCUGAAGGAGCAGAACCGCCUGCUCAUCAAGGAGGUGUCGGAGAAGAGCGACCGCAUCGCCCAGCUGGAGCAGGAGAAGGCGGCUCUGUGCAGGCAACUCCAGGAGAGCCGGGGCUACCGGCUGCCCAGCCACAAGGAGUCGACCUUCAUCUGACAGACGAGGUCACUUCCUCCCACAGACCUACCGGACGAGGUCACUUCCUGCCACAGACCUACCGGACGAGGUCACUUCCUGCCACAGACCUA